Molecule: messenger RNA, 2913 nt
Organism: Amyelois transitella
Lineage: Eukaryota; Metazoa; Arthropoda; Insecta; Lepidoptera; Pyralidae
Product: nose resistant to fluoxetine protein 6
Exons: 13
Coding region: 339-2249 (636 amino acids)
Molecular function (GO): acyltransferase activity, transferring groups other than amino-acyl groups
Source: RefSeq, a predicted model, not a curated record
UUCUUAUAGUUGCAGCGUGAUAUUAUAUAGCCUAAAGCCUUCCUCGAUAAAUGGUCUAUUCAACGCAAAAAGAAUUUUUCAAUUCGAACCAGUAGUUCUUGAGAUUAGCUCGAUCAAACCAACAAACAAACAAACAAACUCUUCAGCUUUAUAAUAUUAGUAUAGAUUAAAAUGCACGCAUCAAACCAAAGUGUCGUUUGAAAGUUCACACUAGGUACAUUAUCAAAUUGAGUAUCGUCGCACUCGUGCGCAGACGCCGAAAUCUCCCAGCGAUGAUUAACUUAUAAUUAUUAAGUAUUAAUUAAUUCCGGUGUACUAUGAAGUGAAAUUAAUUCAAAAUGAAGUUUAUAUGUGGUUUUGUUUUGUUGUUAAUUUUUGAAAGAAGCGCUGGUGUCAUAUAUCGGCUCAAUGCAUCGGAGUACUACCGCAUGCCGCCGGUGACCCAUCUGGACCCGUACGAGCUCUGCAUGUCACGACCUGGCGCCUUGUACUGCUCGGCCGAGCUGGCUGUCGUGACUGACGGGCCGAGUCAGCUGUAUGACAUGAUGAAGGAAUACUCCGAACAUGUCGUGACACAUUUCAAUCGGACGAGACUAUUCUACGGUAUCUGCGUCACCAAAACAUGUCCAGAGCUCUACAACGCAAACCAAACGGACCUAACAAACACCCUUGAGGCGUGCCUAAACAAAACUCUAUGGAAUGAGUACCAAUUAAAGUCCAAAGUGACAAAGAUAAUUUCAUGUGAAAAAUAUGGUGACACUAAACACGUAGACGCUGCAGAUAUAAUGGUAGCUGCUAUUUUCGUGAUAAUACUGAUGCUUAACCUUAUCGGAAGCCUGUUUGGAUUCUAUUGCAACUCUAAAAAUAAACGAGCCAACAAUCUUCUGCUGUGUUUCUCCAUUAGCCACAACUGGGAGAAGCUGGUGAAACCCGCGAAUCCAGACCCUGAAGUGGCUAGAUUCAGAGCGCUCAGCGGUUUGAGAACACUUACAAUGAUGUUUGUAAUAUUGGGCCACGCUUUUCUACCGUCAGCAGUGACAGCUGUCAACGAACUGGAGUUUGAACAAAUGUACGACAACCUGGGCUACCAGAUCUUCUUCAAUGGAACCCUGAUCGUGCAGACCUUCUUCGUGAUGUCGGGCUUUUUCAUGAUGACGAAGAUAUUGUCUUAUUCCGAACACCAUCAGAUCACGUGGAAAAUGGUACCCAAGGCGAUCGUAUCAAGAUGGUUGAGACUCACGCCGUCUUACGCAGUGAUUUUAGCUUUUACAUGUACAUGGAUGCGUUUUGGUGGAACUGGACCAUUUUGGACGAGAGUAGCCGACGUGGAGGUGGAAGACUGCCGGCGGGACUGGUAUUACAAUCUGAUGUACAUCAACAACUACAAAGAUGACUCGCAAUGCAUGCCGCAGACAUGGUACAUAGCCUGUGACAUGCAGCUCCACGUCCUCGGGUUGGUCCUCCUGGACGUCUUCCAGAGCGUCAGGGUCAGGAAGAUCGCACUUGGCUGCCUCCUCGCCGUGGGACUGAUGACGCCGUUCCUCCACACUUACUUCCAAAACCUUGAUGCUGUACUUCUUGUUUCUCCAAGCAUCAUGGCAACGUUCUUCGUAACGGAUCCCACCUUCAACAACGUAUACAAGCGAGGUCACACCAACAUCAUCAACUUUGCACUCGGUCUCAUCACCGGCUGGAUCGUGUACAGUUGGCGGAAGAAAAAUAUAGACGAUGGUAGUAUGAAGAAAUACCGGUACGGCAUGUGGCUGGUAUUCCCCGCCAUGCUGACAGUCCUGGGCGUGGGCGCGGUGUUCUACCUGGACCGGCCGCCGCCGCCCGCGCUGGUGCGCGCGGUCUACGCGACCCUGGUGAAGAUCACCUUCGGAAUGUGCAUCGUGUUGAUGAUCAUGGGCUGCGUGCUGAAGGUUGAAAACUUGUACCGAGGUAUCCUGGAGUGGUCUGGGUGGACCAGUCUAGCCCGUCUCUCGUACUGCGCCUACCUCAUCCAUAUAAUGCAUAUCAGGACGUUGGGAGGACAGAAGUCGACGCUCACGCGCGUGUCCUUUCUGCAAAUCAACAUGGAAGCCUACGGCUUGAUUUGCAUCACGUUGACGUCAGCUGUGCCAUUUUGGCUGAUGGUGGAGUCCCCACUAUCCCAGAUCAUACACCUGGCACUGGCCGGGAAGAAGGAGAAACAAGAGACUGACAUCAACAUGAACGACACUGAGCUGGAGAAGAAAACUGACAAAUAAACGUGUUCAAGUAAUGUUACAGUUAUAAAUAAUUUGUGAUAAACAUUGUCAUUUUUUCAUAUUACUGAAAUACAUACAUUUACAUAACCACGUCUAUAUCACAUGCGGGGUAGACAGAGCCAACAGCCUUCGAAAAGCCAUGUCCAGCUCUAUGGGUUUAUAGAUUAUAUAAAUUGACUUCGCCGAGAUCCACUCGGCAACAUUUUGUGCUGUAUAAUGUACAUUUUUAUUGUAUUUUCCUUAGCGAAUAUUAUUAAAGUAAGGUAAGGUUUAUUGUGUAGGUAGCUCUAUAAUUUAUUUCUGUUAAUAUCAGUAAAUUUACAUAAUAGGUUGUACAUACAAUUCAGCAGUAAAAAAAAAUAUAUUUUUAAGUAUUAUAUUUCUUGUGGCAAUAACUUUAAAUUUUUAUUUUGAGAUUUUUAUAAUUAAAAAAUUUGUAUAUAAAGUUAAUUUUUUUUAAGAAAUAUUUCGAUAAAAAAAUAGUUGAUUAUGAUACUUCAAUUUAACUACCUAUAUUUCGGUGGGUAUUGAUGUUUGUUUUUUUUUAAUAUUUUUAUGCCUUCUAUGAUUUUGUUUGAGACGCAAUUUAAAAUGAAAAUUUAAAGAGUGGUUUUAUAAACAUUUAUUGUUCAGUCCUCAUCUUAGAAAUAAGUAUAUUGUUAAA